AUGAGUGUGGAGGUCAAGACGCCAAUCUUCUCGCAGGGAGAGGAUUGCAAACCCGACUGGAGACUUGCUAACGCCGAGUACGAUGAAUCCGACUCCCACUUGCAGAUCCUGGGGAAACCAGUCAUGGAGCGCUGGGAGACCCCAUUCAUGCAUUCCCUGGCAACUGUUGCAGCCUCGAAAGGAGGACGAGUUCUGGAGAUCGGGUUUGGAAUGGCAAUUGCUGCCACUAAGAUUGAGUCGUUAAAUAUUGAGGAGCACUGGAUAAUUGAAUGCAACGACGGUGUGUUUAAAAGGUUGCAGGAGUGGGCGAAGGGGCAACCCCACAAGAUUAUUCCUCUCAAAGGACUCUGGGAGGAUGUAGUCUCAACAUUACCAGAUUCACAUUUUGAUGGAAUUCUUUAUGAUACAUAUCCUCUGUCAGAAGAAACCUGGCACAUACAUCAGUUUGCUUUUAUAAAGGAUCAUGCUUUGCGUUUGUUGAAGCCUGGCGGCGUUCUUACAUAUUGUAACCUUACCUCCUGGGGCGAGCUAUUGAAGGGAAAGUACAAUGACAUUGAGAAAAUGUUCCAGGAGACCCAAGUACCUCAUCUGGUGGAGGCUGGCUUCAAAGAGGAGAACAUUAAGACCACUGUGAUGGACAUCAUCCCCCCUAAAGACUGCAGAUACUACUCUUUUCAUAAGAUGAUCACACCCAGCAUAACCAAACACUAACCAGCCAAUCCUUACUAGCUCUGCUAUGAGGAACACUCAUUUCUCAUUGGGAUUCAGUAUGGUCUUAAAAGACAGCUGUUAAUUAGUAAUGUCAUACCAUAUUCAGCAUAGUUUUCUUUAGAAUAUGAUGAGAAAUGGUGAACACAAGUUGACAUGAAUGCAAUGAAACUAGAGCGUUGGUGUCCAUCAGCUUUUGUACAGUAGCUAUCCCUAUUUCAAAGUGUGCAUUCCCACAUUUGCCUUUCAGUCUUAACCUUGCCCUCAAUGGAUGUCUUACUUUUUUGUUUGAAGCAUUUUUUAUAGGGACAAUUGCAGAAUGGCCCUGGACCACUUGAGGUUACAGAUACAGUAACCUGGAAAGGCUGUCCUCUCUUUAGGAUACCUGCUCUGACUUCAGAAUUCAUAAUUGCAUCAGUUGUAAGUAUAAAGUGGAGAAUAACUACACCCCAAGAAAAUAUUUAUUUCUAACUUGAGUGGAAGGAACCUCUUUCACAGUUAGUUUCACAAUAAACAGUUUUGAACACAAAAUUAAGAAGCUACUAUUGCUAAUUUUGGGAGAAACCACAUAUUACUUCCAGAUGGCAGUAUUGGGCACAAUGUUGCAAGACUUUGUACUGAGGGAAAGCUGGAAUAAAAUCCUAAUCAAAUAAUAUUGUGGCAUCACCUUACAUGUAUUUAAGGUGUUCCCUAAGUAUCUUAUCUCCAUUAUUUCUCAAUGCAACUGACCAGAAAUAUCUUCCCAGGCCAUUCUUGCUGCUAGCUUUAGUCAGGAAAGCAUUCACAGCACAUGAUGUUCUCACUGCCACUGUUACUUUCUGUAACAAUGGAUUUUUUGCUAAUUCUCAAAAGGUGGGAAAGCAGUGCCAUGUCCCAGAUCUAGAUAAAGAAAGUUUUAAUACACCAGCAAGGUUAUCGGGAAACUAUUUCAUCGGUAUCAGUU
Pristis pectinata (smalltooth sawfish) is the source of this 1651-nucleotide messenger RNA. It is a transcript of the gene gamt, whose product is annotated as guanidinoacetate N-methyltransferase. The transcript is spliced from 6 exons. Gene Ontology annotation, cellular component: cytoplasm; nucleus. Gene Ontology annotation, biological process: creatine biosynthetic process. The record is from RefSeq and is a predicted model, not a curated record. Gene Ontology annotation, molecular function: guanidinoacetate N-methyltransferase activity. Lineage: Eukaryota; Metazoa; Chordata; Chondrichthyes; Rhinopristiformes; Pristidae. Bases 1 to 711 code for a protein of 236 amino acids.